Messenger RNA from Pseudopipra pipra, 11644 nucleotides. RefSeq names its product CCR4-NOT transcription complex subunit 7 (gene CNOT7). Gene Ontology annotation, molecular function: poly(A)-specific ribonuclease activity; nucleic acid binding. Lineage: Eukaryota; Metazoa; Chordata; Aves; Passeriformes; Pipridae. The transcript is spliced from 7 exons. Gene Ontology annotation, cellular component: CCR4-NOT core complex; P-body; CCR4-NOT complex. Bases 197 to 1054 code for a protein of 285 amino acids. The record is from RefSeq and is a predicted model, not a curated record.
GGCUUUGUGCGCGCGGCGGCGGCGCCGGGGCAGCAGCGCGUCCUGCGGCUCGCGGGGGCCGCGCGGGGCCUCCCAGAGCCGCCGGGCCCGGCCCGAGCGCCAGCGGCUAAAAACAAUAAACAGUUGAACUUCUCUUUAUGAAACUGAUCAUCACUCAAGUGUAGUUUUUGAUGUAUGGUCUCUAAAGCCCCCCACUAUGCCAGCAGCUACUGUAGACCAUAGCCAAAGAAUCUGUGAAGUUUGGGCUUGUAACUUGGAUGAAGAGAUGAAGAAAAUUCGUCAAGUUAUACGGAAGUAUAACUAUGUAGCCAUGGACACAGAAUUUCCAGGAGUGGUUGCAAGGCCUAUUGGAGAAUUCAGAAGCAACGCAGACUAUCAGUACCAACUAUUGCGCUGCAAUGUCGACUUGCUAAAAAUAAUUCAGCUAGGACUGACAUUUAUGAAUGAGCAAGGAGAAUAUCCUCCAGGAACUUCAACUUGGCAAUUUAAUUUUAAAUUUAACCUAACAGAAGAUAUGUAUGCUCAGGACUCUAUUGAGCUGUUGACGACAUCUGGUAUCCAGUUUAAAAAGCAUGAAGAAGAGGGAAUUGAGACACAGUAUUUUGCAGAACUGCUCAUGACAUCAGGAGUUGUACUGUGUGAAGGAGUCAAGUGGCUUUCCUUUCAUAGCGGAUAUGACUUUGGCUAUCUAAUCAAAAUCCUGACAAACUCCAAUUUACCUGAGGAAGAGUUGGACUUCUUUGAGAUACUGCGGUUGUUUUUCCCUGUCAUCUAUGAUGUAAAAUAUCUCAUGAAGAGUUGCAAAAACCUGAAGGGUGGAUUACAAGAAGUGGCUGAGCAGUUAGAGCUGGAAAGGAUAGGACCACAGCAUCAAGCAGGAUCCGAUUCUUUACUCACAGGAAUGGCCUUUUUCAAAAUGAGAGAAAUGUUCUUUGAAGAUCACAUUGAUGAUGCCAAAUAUUGUGGCCACUUAUAUGGCCUUGGUUCGGGCUCAUCUUAUGUACAAAACGGCACAGGAAAUGCUUAUGAAGAAGAAGCCAACAAGCAGUCAUGACAUGAAAUGAAAGGCCAUCUUUUUGACCUCCACAUGCUUGUAUAUAGGUUUUAUCUCUGGCUGAACCCCUUGGACAAUAAGGCUUUUUUCCCCCCUUUCUCAGUACACUUUCUUUUCUGCCUUUCUAUGUACUAAACUUGACUGUUCCUAUCACAGAUUUUGAUCUUGAUAUGUAAAAUUUUCUGGGUUACAUUUUGGCCUCUUAACUAGCCCAUUUGUAAAGAAGCAUGUAUAGGAUCAGUGUGGAAGAGAGAAGGGGAAAGUUGAAUCAUAAUGAACAGUCUGGUAAACUUACCUAUAUUGUUUUUCCAUUUUUUUUGUCUCUUUCCCCUCCCUUCUUCAAUUAAUUGGCUCUGAUUGUAAUUAACUUCCCUCUUCAUGUCUGUUCCUUCCACUGUGCAGGCGUUUUAGCUAUUCAAGAUUGUGGACCAUCAAAUUUGCACUUUAGAGAGAGACUGACUCAGAUCCUCUGUUUUAUUUGAAGUUUGUUUUGGUUUUUUCUCUUGCCCUCAGCUAGAAAACAAUCAUCUGCCAAGUUCAGCAGCUUCAAGCUGUAUUUCCUUGGCAUCUCACCCCGUAAUCUCUGUUUGUUAAAGCGAAACAAACUACUGAAAUCAUAGUAACUGCUCUUAUUUUACUAUUGUUCAGUCAUCUUCAAACACAUCCUGCACGUGUCAACUGCUGUUUGGCCUGAUGCUUUAAAACCGCUCUAUGAUGGGGGAAAGAGGCUUGAAAAAACAGCUUUACACCCUUCAGGAAAAGAACAGCUAUGACUUUAGCCUUUUUGCCAUUAAGCUGAGAGUUGAAGGAUAUUGGAAAAGUAGAAGUCUUGUAAUGGCACAUUUCCCUUGAUUAACCUCCUAGUUUUUAUUCUAGUAAUGUGCACCUCAGAUAUUUUUUAUGAAGUCAUAUUUAUUAUGUACUUGAUUUCAUGAUUUUUGUAAGUCAGUUUAGUUGAAGAUAAAACCCAAAGAUCUGAAAAAAUACUAUUUAAUUGAAAUAUUGAAUUAGAAGGACAAUUAAAUCAUGCUUUUUUGUAGUUGUUACAAAGACAGAUGUUACAGAUACUUGUUGUAAAACAACAAAAUAUGAAUAAUUUACAGCUAAUAAAGUUACCUGAGGAGUGUAAUGCUAGCUUAUUUUUGAGUAUAUUUUACAAUGUAUUUUAGAUACAUUGUUUUAAAGGACCCUGGAGUAUGUUCUCAACUCUGCAUAGCAUGUAUACAGAGCAGUUGUGCAGGAAGGAGUUUUGGUAUUGAAUAGCUAAAUCCUAGCCUGAAAUGAUGGGACGUGUGACAUUGUGUGUCUGCGUGUGCGCACGUGUGUGUGACACAGAAAUCAAUGGUAGAAAAAUCUCCAAAUGUUCACCAAAUAUUCUGUUUUAUCCUGUACUUAAAAGCAAGAGAUCAAACACCUUUCUCUCAUUGAAUUAUGAUGAUGUAACUGGGCAGUCCUUUUUAAACAAGUAAUUUGCAUAACAGAGGGUAUUUGUUUUUAAAGCUUUUGUAAAUAAAGGCCUAAGAAAUGUUUUCUUACAUAACAACAGACUGGUGGUUUUGUUGCAAAAUGUUUCCUGGAAUGUGAAUAUUUAGUCUGUUCAAUUCUGUAUUCUGUUUUGUUUAGGCAUCAUAGUUCUCUUCCACAUGCUUAUAAUCUGAGCAAAAAUCAUGCACAUUGAGCAAAAUUCUGUUCAUAGGUUUCUAGUAAUUUCAUUUUUAUUGUCCUGAAUUGAAAGAGUGGUGAUCACAAUUUUACUUCUGAGGCAUCCUAAUCCCAUUAUUAAUUUUAUACCAUUAUGCAUUAGAUGAUGAUGACUUGUUGGUUGUCUUUGUCUUUAAUAAGAUAGUGAUAGUGAAAGCAGGAUGAAUUCUUACAUACAUACAGGGAAAAUUUGCAUACACGUGGAAUUAAGAACCCUGAAGUUUGAUGCAUUCACUUUAAAGUAGUAGCUUUGCCUAAAGCAUACCGGUACAGCUAUCUGGUUAACUUUUGAAUGGGAUGACUCUUUGAUCCUCGAUUAAAAAGUUACUUCAAAACAAAAACCCACUAAAGUCCUUCAAAGGAAGUUUUUAGAGCCUUCUAAAUAUGUGCCUAGAGUAAAAGUUCUAGUGCCAAUGGGGAUGUGCUUUUGAAGUGACUACUGAGCAUCCCAGAUGCUCUGCUGUGCUUUUCUUUGCUUCCUGUCCUAGAAUUACAGAAUGGUUUGGGUUGGAAGGGACCAUACAGUUCCAACCCGCCUGCCAUGGGAGGAACACUUUGCACUAGACUAAGUUGCUCAAAAGUCAUGUUCAUCUUGGCCUUUAACACUUCAGGGAUGGGGUAUCCACAACUCUGUCAUGGACAACCUCUUCUGGUGCCUCACCACCCUCACAGUAAAGAAUUUCUUCCUAAUAAUCAAUCUAAAUCUGCCCUCUUUCAGUUUAAAGCCAUUACUCCUUGUCCUGUCACUACAUGUUGUGUAAAAAGUACCUCUCUUGUAGGCCCCCUUUAGGUACUGAAAGGCUGCUGUUAGGUCUCCCUGGAACCUGCUCUUCUCCAGGCUGAACAAGUCCAACUCUGUCAACCUGUCUGCAUAGGAGAGAUGCUCCAGCUUUCUAAACAUCUUUGCAGCUUACUCCAGCAGUCCAUGUCUCUCUUAUGUCGCAGGCUCCAAGCUGGACUCAGUACUCCAGGUGGGGUCUCACAAGAGCAGAGCAGAGGGGCAGAAUCUCCUCCCUUGACCUGCUGGCUACACUUUCGAUACAGCCCAGGACAUGAUUGGCUUUCUGGGCUGCAAGUGCACAUUGCCAGGUCAUGUCAAGUUUCUUGUUCACCAAGAACCACAAGUCCUCCUCAAGGAAGCUCUCAAUCUCUACAGCUUGUACUUUUGCUUGGAAUUGCCCCAACCCACAUGCAGGACCUUGCACUUGGCUUGUUGAACUUCAUGAGGCUCACACAGGCCCAUCUCUCAAGCUGACAUUUUUGUCCAGUUUGUUGACUUCACCACAGAGCUCGGCGUCAUUGGCAAACUUGCUGAGUGUGCACUCAGCACUUGGAGGAAGUUUGCAAUGUCAUGAAACUGUCAGAGCUCACUCCUUUUGGAAGAAGCUUAAUCCAAAGAUGCACAAUAGGUGUGUGUCUCGUGUCCCACCUGCUAAUGGGCAUGCAGUCUGCAGGAGCAGGCGGAGUUUGCUUAAGCCCUAGCCUAAAAUUCUCACUGGGUAUUUGACUUAAAGCAAUUCUACUCUAUAAUAGUUUUCUUCCUGUAAUAAAAGCUUUUCUCAAAAGCCACAUAUCAGCAUGGAGCUAAGAUUAUGCUUUAUUCUGUGAGAGAACUCUUGGUCUGAUCACUGCAAUCUGUCAAGAGUUGAUUAUAGCUGGGGAGACAUCUGUGAGUCAUUCAUUUCUUUGGCAAAAUUAGAUUUAGUUUCCAUUAAGGGGUGACUUAAAUUGUGAAUUGUAGAGAUUAUGAAAAAAGGAAUUUCUUCUUAUUUGUAGGACUAUUACUUGUAAACUGCAGAACCUGAAAUUUGAAUCUGUUUCCAAAGUGGACAGCUUUAAUUGCUUUUCCAAAAAUGAAUGUGCAGGCAGAGUUCCAGCUGUCUAGACAUGCACCUUUUUGUUCAGAGACAAGAAUUCUCUUUCUAGGCCUCUGCUUUUCCCAAUUCAUUUAAAAUACAUCAUUGUUUGUCAGAAGAAAUGAAGUAUCAAAACCUGUUAUAUUUGAUGUUUCUUUUUUUAAUCCACUUGUAUUUUUGGCUUCUGGAGUCAGAUCAGUGUUCUAGGAACCUUAUGUUCUCUGUCACUAUUUUUUUCAAUAUAUAUAAUUUUUAUUUUAAGCAUUUAACCCUCUUGCUCAUUGAAACUAGGCAAGGAGAAUCUUUGAGGUGGAAGAAAAUAGGUCUGGAAAAUAUUCUGAGUACUUGAAGCUUUUUCCCAUAUGAAUUCAGGGAUGACCUAUAAUAUCUGGCAUCCAAGAAAUCUUACCUUAUCUGACUGGUUACUCUAAGCUCAAGAAUGGUUCAUUCCCUCAUACAGGAAAUCAAAGAAAAGUAGCAGGAAGCCUGCACUGAUAAACAAGGAGCUUCUGAUUCAACUCAAAACAGAGAAAGGUGGAAGCAGGACGGGUGACACUGUCUGACGUGGAUUAAGGGCCUGGGUUAAGAAAGCUAGUCUCUCUAAAGUUGAACCUGUUGAGGGAUAAGAAAAGAUUCUACAGGGACUUCAGGAGCAAAGAAAUAUCAGAGAAAAUGUGAGACCACUGCUAAAUGGGAGCAGGAGACUUAUUUACAAAGAACAUGGAAAAGGCCAAGCUACUCAAUGCCUUCUUUGCUUUGGUUUUUACUCUUAGGAUUUGCCUUCAGGAAUCCCAGGUCCCUGACAUGCUUAGCAAAGUCUGGAAUAAGGAAGAUUUAUCCUUGGUGGAGGGAGGAUCAGGCUAGGAAUGUAUAAAAAAAUUGGACAUAAAGAAGUUCAGGGGAUCUGAUAGGAUGCACCCUCAAGUGUUGAGGGAGCUGACUGAUGUCACUGCAAGGCCAUUCUUGUUAUCUUUGAAAGGUCAUUAUCAUAAGGGUAACUCCCUGAGGAGUGAAAGAGAUGUCAUUCCUACCUUCAAGAAGGGCAAGGAGGACACAGGGAAUUGCAGGCUGGUCAACCUCACUUUGAUGCCUGGGAAGGUGAAGAAACAGAUAAUAAUAGAAAUGAUUUCCAAAUAUAGAAUGGAUAAGAAGGUGAUUGGAAGUAGUCAGCCUGGAUUUAUAAAGGGGAAAUAAUUUCUGACCAGCUUGCUGUAUUUUACCCUCCUUUGGGCAUAUGUAUUGGAUUAGAUGAUUACACAGAUCCCUUCCAAUGCUUUCUCUUGUGUCAUACGAGAGCACACUUAAUGUAGAUGGUACUGGGUCCUUAUGAUGGAAAUAGAUGAGGCAUGAGUAGGGGUGUUCUGUGCCCACAAGGUUACGGGGUGCUUAUUAGUCACCCAGUGGAGACCAAGUGAGUACUUUAUGUUGUAUAGCACGGGCUGGAAGAUGUACUCCACCUGGCAGGUAGUAUAAUUUUACAGUAGUUUCAUUUAAUAGUUCCAAGUAAAAUUUCCUAGCUUGUAAGUAUUAGUGCUUAAGAAAGCUUAUAUUUAAUUGUGUUGGCUCAAAGUUCUUGAGUGGCAGUACUUGUUUAGCUCUAUAAAACUCCUUUGUAGUCAUUCAGAAAAACAGGUGAGGGGCUAGCUAAGUCAGCUGGCAAUGUGGGUCACAGUCCAGUGUUCUCUGACCAGGUUCUUCUAGAUAUUCUACAUGAGGAAAGCUUAAUGCUGUAGAACCAAACUUACUCAGUUGAAGAUAUUUGUUGCUAUGUGGGAUUUUGAUUUAGAAAAGUAAUGGAGCAACACACUGAAAUCACAACACAAACACAAUAUAGCAAUUGUAUAUACAGUUGAAUCACAAUACAAACAUCAUUCCCUUUACCAUUCUCUAUAGCUUGCUCACCACUGCAGUGCUGGGUGAUCCCAGCUGCUAGAAGGACCACAUGGAUUAAAGCCAGCUCAAGCCUAUUGCUCUCCUCAAAGUUGCUUUUGCUGGGUGUUCAGGUUUUAUACUCUAUGUCAUGCUGAGCCAUGUUCACACAUCCCCAUGUUGGUGUGGCUGACUUGGGAAUAUACUACUUUCUACUGAUUAUUUUAGGGAAGAUCUAUUUGCAACCAGCUGACCCCUUCAACUGAUACAGCUGUUUGUUUACAGCAAAGGCCAUCUAUGGUCACCUUGGUGUGAGAUCAGUUCAGCUUCUUUGGUGACAGCUGUUGUCACUUCCUACAUUCUUUUCUGAGCUUCACACACACGUCUGUCUACUCUGAGCCUUCUUCCACUGAAGAUGUUCAUUGAUCACUCACAGAACAAAAGUGUGGCUUUGUAAGGCCAGAUGUUGCUGGUUUUUUGGGUUUUGAAGAAAGGGAAAACCCAACAAACUUAUGCUGCUGUGUCUUUACUUUGGCUUCCCAGUGGUUUAUCUUUUUCUGACAUGUUUUGGGUUUUUUUCCCCCCAUUUUCUCAAGUGUCAUUUUUACUUGAGAACGUGUUUCUGUGACCUCUGAUUUAAACUCCCAAUUGUUUUUUCAACCUUGAAUAACUCACCAGAGUGCACUGGAAGGAAGAAAACACUUCUGGUACUGAAUCAGUUUUUAGAACUUCCUUGGAAGUUUAAUAUUCACAUUAUGUCAAUCGAUUUAGGGUGGUGUGGGUUCAUUGCAGUUUAUUAACUUGUAAGAUAAUUAUUCGAAGAAGUGAAUUUUUAAAUAAAACAGACUUAUAAAGAUACUGAUUUAACAACACGAACUCAGUGAUGGCAAAGAAAGCUAAAAGCCUCCAGUAGAAUUCUGGAUAUUUCUCUGACUACCACAAAUUGUUGAGUUUGAACAAAAUCUCCCAAAUAAUAAACUUUUCUAUUCAUACCAUGAAGUUAUUUUUCUGGUAUAUCUGAUCUUUAGUGUACUGUGGUUGGUUAACAGAUUAUUUUGGUAUUUACUUCCCUCUUCCGUGACUAGGUUAGACAGGUAGUGAAACAAGGAUGACUCUCCUGCAUUAUUUUAACAGUCUUGAGUUGGGAAUGAAACGUGCCCAUUGAUGUCAGCUGGUUUCUGCAGAGGCUGGUGUGGUCCUUCUGCCAGCACAGAUGAGAUAUUAUUUUCUGCCUCUGCUGAAGUGGGAGAGUUGUCUUGCCCAAGUGUGCUCUUUCUGUGCUCAUAAGACACUUGCCUCAAUUCACUCUGUUGGAUAAUGUGAGGGAGAGAGGGGAGUGGAAGCCUUCCCUUCUCCAUGCACCAGGCAGAAGCUGGCAACAGAUGAAUUUUUUGAGCUGCAUUAUAGAGAACAUGCUUUAUGUUUUGUAGAACAGCAAAUCAGAGCUGGGUUACAUUUGACAAUAUCCUUCCUUUACCUUUCAUAAUAGCUGAGCUUGGCAAGCUGUUUUCCUUCAUUCUUGUCUGUCUGCAUGGAGUGUAGCUGUAGUAUCUAUGAUAGUGUUUUAUAUGAAGAUUGAUUGCUACUGUGCUUACACCAUCACUAAGCUAUUUUUUUCUAUUGCAUCUGUUUGAGCUACUGGCCAGCCUUAUCUCUGGUAUGAAAGAGAAAAUAACUGGAAGUAAGCUUUUGUUGCUCAGACAAACAGUUUGUGUGUUGUGUAUUUUUUCUUUAUAACUAGAGCCCCUUAAGUGAACUGAAAAUUAUUCUGUUUUCAGGGAAAAGAAAAAAAAAAAAGGAAAGUGACUUCAUAAAGUGAUGACUGUCAGUAAGUGUUGGGUCUGUUCCAGUUAUGCCAAUCAGUUAAACUGUGAGCACGCAGGAGGUGGGAAAGGGGAGAUGGCUCAUGGCACACUCUUCCAACUGCUGCACUCAAACUGUUGGGACCAUCUGCUUGAGAUUAGAGUGAUCUAGGAUGAAGCAUGUAAUCAAUCCACCUCCCCCCACCCCCCAGUACUGGAUUUCAGGAUGACCAAGUUGCUAUAUUUCAGUGAUGCCUGCCAACUUAGAGAAAUGAAGGAAUUAUCUAUCUAGAAUCAACUUGGGGAGGGAGAGGAAUAAAGAGACUGUAAAUAUUUUUAUAUUUCAAAUUAAAGACUUUCAAUCUGGACUUCUAUGGAAGGAAAGAAGAGAGAGAGCAGAAUGAUAAAAAAAUUAGAAAGGGAACAACUGAAAAAUUGCAGAGAGGAAAUGGCAGGGCGUUCCUUAGAUGCCACUUGCUCAAAAUUUUGCCUCAGAAGGCUGCUGCUUUUCCCAUACUAUUACCAGGUCACUGAUGAGCUCUAAGAGAAGUAGCAACAGAGACACCCCACCACCCAUACAGCAUAGCAGCACAUUCUUUUAUUUAUUUUUGGUUUUGUUUGCAUAUGGUUCAAUACCAGUAUUUAUGGAAAGGUUUUAAAAAUGGGAUGAGCUUAAACCAUAUACCACAGGUUAUGUCUGAACUGGAAGAGGUGAAAACUGCUUACAUAACUGCUCCUGCAUUUUUAGAGGCCCCUGAGCAAACAGUCUCCAUCCUCUCAGCACCAGAGGUGGAGCCAACACUUUCCUAGGGAAGACUUAGCAAAGAGUGGAAAAUUGGGCAGAUUAGAAUCUGGCAUGGGAGAGACUGGAGAGCUCUCAUGAAGCAAAGCUGCUUGUGGGCACCAAUCCUGGUGAGUAACAUUACUCCCUUUCUUGCACCACCUCACUUCUAUAAAGUUAGGUGGGUUUAAGAACCCUCUCUUCUUUUGAGACAAAAUUCUACCUUUUUGACCUUUACAGUAUCCAAAAGACUGCAGCUGUCUGCUCUGCCAGCAUGAAGACAUGGAGUGUUUCACCCAUAGAAGACCAUAAAGGAAUUGGUUACUUCUCAACCUCUUUCAGUGUUGGUGCUUUCUGAGGUGCUAGAGAUUUCACAAUUAAACUGGGGAAAGGAAACUUACCUAUGAAGUCCAAGAUUGCUGGUGAAAGGGUGCUGAGUGACAUUUACUGCAACUAUGUUGUUAAUGAAGCCAUAGCAGAGAUGUGUUCUGCUGUUCAGGUACACCGUAAGUAAAACUGAAGGAAGUGUGUCAAUGACUCCUACGUACAUGACGUGCUGAACAAGAAGCAUUUAUUUAUGUGAGCAAUACGUUAACAAGUAGCAAAGUUAUACACUAAAUUUAUGUAGAAAUAUAUUUCCCCCACCUCCAGGACACCAGUCAACUGCAUCAGGGCAAGACCUCUCCAAAUAAUUAUUAAAACCAGCUAUAGCAUUCCAUGCAUUAAAACAAACUUGUUUACUGAACCAUUCUGGAGUUUCCUUCACUGGAGAUACUCAAGAACCACCAUGGCAAUCCUGUGCAAUGUAGUCUAAGACCCUGCUUAAGCACAGAGGUUGGACCAGAUGACCCCAUUCGCGGUCCCUUUCAACCUUAACCAAUUCUGUGAUUCUGUGUUUCAUUCAUUUACCUUUAGUCUGCUAAAGAACUUUCAGUCUGCAAUGUAAACCGGACAAUGUUUUUUCUCUCAAGUUGAAGAAUUCAAUUGCAUAGCACCAGCUGUGUCUAAUUGCUCAAUGAGAGGAGCUCACCAACAUUGUGUUCCAUUUUCUUAAUAAAAAUUACUCUCUGUGAAGACUUUGAGCACUCCAUCACCAGUCCAUCAACUGACACAGAGUAUGGUGUGGACCACUUCUGGUGCAGACAUGUUUUGGAUUUGUUCUAACCUACAAAUUAAAGAAGCUUCUUAUGCAUGUAGGGAGCUAUGAUUUAUACCACUGUUUACAUAUAUACAAAAUAAAUUUAACUCUUGUCAUUAGGGAUUCAGGCCCAUCUGAGCACUCUGUAGAACUCGUCCAAUUUCCACUAAAGCUUGAAACGCAGUCCUACUACUAGACAAAUCACAGAUAUCAGGGAUAUUAUUUUCUUUUUAGCAAAAAAGUAGACUAGUAACUGUAUAGUAGGUAAAAAGCAGUCCUUAAAAAAAAUAUACAGAAAUUACACAAAAGGCUGUAGUAAAGUGCCUAGCAAGAAUAUAAAGGACAGGAGAAUCAGUGUAAGCAGACAAACAACAUUGCAUCCUUUCUCCCCUGACCUCUUCACAAAUUCUCCUGUGUGCAUUUUAACACUGACAAUGCUCAAUAUGUCAUAAAGAGCAUUUUCACUUUGUUACAGAAAGUAUUAGAGAGCUUAAAGCCAAGAACAUAGUCAUAUCAUCAGAAAUUAUACUUUGGAGCAUGAUUAGCUCACUUUUGUCCAUAUCUACACAGACAGGAACCCUCAAAAGCCUGCUGACAGUGCUCUUCAUGGAGACAACUCAUACCCAUCCAGAGAACAGAUAUAGCAACAACCCUCUGGCUCAGAUCUGCUCAAUGUUUACCUCUGAGCUAUCAACCUUUCUCUUUUCACUUCUCCUCCCUUCAUCAACAUCUGUUUCCCAUGCCUCCAUCAGUUUUCCGCUAGGGGGACAGCCUCUGGCUGCAUUGAAGCUGCAGAUUACUUAGGGCUAUUGUGCUUUCCAAGUGUGACUUCUGAGACACAGAGAAGCUUAUCCCUGGUCUUUCUCUACACUGAUCCCCAGCCUUACUGAGAGCUCUCAGAGAGACUGACAUCUGUAUUAGAGAGAUCCAUUUCCUUGAUGUGUUUUGCUGGGGAAGAAAUCUUUCAUCUUUACAUAAAAAUAUGGAGCAAGUUACACUGAAGCUGAAUUUCAACUCUUUACUCGGUAUUUUUAAAUACAUGCUCCAUGACAAACCACCCUGUGACUAACUGCGUAAAAAACAAGACUCUACAGAUAUAGAGAACCUGAAGUGUUAAAAAAUAUAUUUUCCCUCUUCCCCCUUAUCCCUUAACAAGUUCACCUUUAAACAAACAUAAAUAUGAGGUAAGCUGACAGAACAAUACUGAAUAAAUAGCUGCAAAAAAUCUUUUGGUUGCUAGACCUCUGCAGGCAUCAUGUAAACUGUAUGCUACCUUCAUGCUAGUUCAGAAAAAGUGUUCUACAUCAAGGGAUCCACAUUCUGGCACUUCUGGCAAGAAACAGAUGUUUUCAGGCUGGUAAAAUAUUGAGAUUAAAAAAAAAAAAGAAGUAAAACAAAUACAUUUUUCCUCACUAGAAAAAAAAAGCCACAUUUGUGCUCCAC